CAACAGCCCCACGCACGUCACCCCGCCGUCAAUAUGGCUAGCAAUGCCAGAUAAGGAUACGCUCUUUAGCAUUUUUAGCGUGUUUUGUUUUUGUUCAGCCGCGAUACUUUAGAGCCGGCUUCACGGUGUGUCGCAGCGUUCGUUUGUAUCGACAACUAAUUUACUGCAUUAUGUAUUUUUUUCGACUGUAAAGGCCCGAGUAUGUAAACAAACGUAGUUCGACACGGCAUGAGCUCUUUGGUACGUGGAAAUGUCCUACUAACACUAGACUCGAUUCCAUCCUACAUUGCGACAUUAUCUACCUAGCUGUCUACUAAUUAUUGAACCGUAGGUCAAUGAUAUCUUUGUAUCCAGGUAUAUAUCCAUGUCAGACGGAUAACCUGAUUAUUUUCUACUCGUACUGUACUGGACAUCAAGUCAGAUUUUCACAGCAACAUCAACAUGUCUUUAGCCACUACCGCUGCUGCCAUUAAUUCAAGAUUUGUUGAGCUAUACAAGGCUGGUGAUAUGAAAACCUUAGCGACGGAGCUGUACCAUGAGGACUGUAAACUCCUGCUGAGCGGUGUUGAACCAUUAUUCGGUCGGAAAGGUGUGGAAGAAGGACUGAACGCACUGAAGAAAUCGGGUGUAGCGGAAAUAAAGAUCGCUUCAGAAGAAAUUGAUGGGUUCGAGACUGACACAGCUUACGAUCGUGGAAAUUGCAUUUUUUUUAACGAUGAUGGUAUCCAGUUGGAAGUUGGCAAAUAUCUAGCGAUCUAUAAGAAAGUGCAUGGGAAAUAUCUUAUGUGUAUCGAUAUCGCCAACAGCAACAUUUGAGUGUUAAUUGGAAAUCAAGUCAAAGAGAGUGGCGUCUACUGAAUUCACAGUAAAAUAAACCUCCUUUAAUUAAA
Saccoglossus kowalevskii is the source of this 890-nucleotide messenger RNA. RefSeq lists its product as uncharacterized. The record is from RefSeq and is a predicted model, not a curated record. Lineage: Eukaryota; Metazoa; Hemichordata; Enteropneusta; Harrimaniidae.